AUGGCAAAGAAGAAUGUCUCAGGCCUUGCUAACUCGUCGAGCAUUCUCUUCGGAACCUCUUUCAAUACUGCAAAACAGGUUGGCAGGAAGGUGAGGUCUUCCUGGACGGCAGACGAAGACCGUAUUUUGAUCGACCUUCACUCUCAAUACGGAAAUGAAUGGAAGAAAAUCUCUGCCAAAUUUCCGGAUAGGUCUUACAACGCCGUCAAGAAUCGAUGG
This is a messenger RNA of Guillardia theta CCMP2712, 219 nucleotides long. RefSeq lists its product as hypothetical. Gene Ontology annotation, molecular function: RNA polymerase II cis-regulatory region sequence-specific DNA binding; DNA-binding transcription factor activity, RNA polymerase II-specific. The record is from RefSeq and is a predicted model, not a curated record. The annotation marks the transcript as partial. Lineage: Eukaryota; Cryptophyceae; Pyrenomonadales; Geminigeraceae. Gene Ontology annotation, cellular component: nucleus. Gene Ontology annotation, biological process: regulation of DNA-templated transcription. The transcript has a single exon.